AUGGGUACCCCCAGUUACCCAGACAAGGUGGAGCUUGGGUUUACCUUUCAGGGUCCCCGGAUUGCGGGUUGGAUUUCCCCCCUUCGAAAUGGGAAGCCCCCCCCGACCUUUGAUGUGAUGCAAAUCACCUCCACAUCGUAUGAACUGAAAGCCUGCUUCACCCUCACGCCCCCUCCCACCACGGAGCCCAAAAGGGGGAAGCUGAGUGCUAAAACCAAAUGUCUAACAGAAGGGGGGGUUGAUGGAUAUACGCCCAAUUACCCCCCAGGGAGCCCCGUUGACCUGACCGGGCCCCGGAUCAGGCCCCCUGUCUUGCCGAAUAGAGGACCAAAGAGGCGUGUUGUAGCCCCAGGGCGUUUUCUGCACGGGACGCUCAAAUCCGGGGCUCCCUCCUCCCAGCUCCCAAAAAGGGGCCCGCACGGGAAACACGUGGUGAGUGAAGGGGGGUCCCCCGUACCUGUUCCGAAGUCCCUUGUCCCCCUGAAAACACCAAAACCCCAGACUGUUUCCAUCAAUGUGGGUUCUGUGGUGACCAAAAUGCGACGGCCCUUUCCCCGCUCGGUAAUCAGGUCCAGGGUUUGGCUCCGACUACCGCCUAUCAAACCCCGGGAGUCAUCACCUGACUCGAGAGUGGAACAGAGUUUUUCCUACGCCAUGUCCCUCUCCGACCAAGUAUAUCAGACAUGGGCCCAACCUCUGCCUGAACUCCUGCUCCCUCAGACCUUAUUAAAAAAAACCCCCAGUACAAAAAAUAGAAACUCCUCAAGGAACCAUCCUGCAGAGAGCCCCCCUUCCCCCGAAACGCACUACGCUUUUUUUCACACUUCGCGCCUGACACCCCCAUCCGACUACCGUACAAGUUUCAGCUGUAGCCCCUCCCCCCUCAACCCUUUGGAAGCCCCCCGACACAGGUUUCCGAAAUCACAACUGCCGUUCGACAAAAUUUCACCCGCGAACCUUCACCAGUCCCAGACCCGCCUCGAAAUCCUCUCACCCCGGUUCAACCGCGAUGUGGACGAGACUACCGCCCCCCUCCGUCAACCCACAGCCCCGCCGUUCCCCGACUCCCGUGCCCUUCAGAUUGUGCGCGAGUUUCCAGCGCUGACAAACCCAUCAAAAUGGCAAAAAACACCACCACCACCCCAAGACCCACGUCAGCUGGACCCCCGGUCCCCUUUUCCCCCUGAGGUACUCCCCACCAGAUCACUUCCCAUCGAAAGGCAAAUUCGGCACAUGCGGAGGUCGAUCUACCCCUUCCAGCAGCCAUGGAGCGUACCCCAAAUCCCCAUCGCCGAGGGGGACAUCCCCCCCCAAAACACUGUGGGCCACGCCCUUCGGCCUGUAGAAAUUUCCCGCGAAAAGCCGUUUUGGACUCCGCAACCCGCCCAGCCUUCCGCGCUUUAUGGACGAGCACCCGUCACACGUUUUCCGUUUACGGGGAUUACCCCAGCUCAGGGGAAAAGGGCAGCAGCAUCAGGGAGUUUCCCCAAGCCAACAAUGAAGAGACAGCAGGGGGCAAGGCUCAAUUACCGUGACCCCCGGACACCGCCCCUGGGAGCUUUUUUUCAACAAGAUUCAGGGGUUCCUUGUACCAGAUGGGCCCUUCGAGCAUGUACACCUCGACUAGUCGGGGCCCCCUACCCGCAGCCAGGGUUUAAACUACGUCCUGACAAUGAUUACCGGGUUUUUUCCCUUUGGGCCGAGGCCAUGCCUAUCCAGGACCCAUGCCGCCCCAUUGCCAAACCUUUACGCACCUGGGUAUCUCGUACGGGACUUUCCCGCAGGGCCCCCAAACCGCCCCAAGGUCCCCCCAGUUUUGGGUCUUCGGUGCACCGCAGCAGAGUGGUCUACGGGAAACCCCAAGCUCUCCCUCGACUUUCUAGUCAGCUCCGGAGACAGGACCCGGGGGGCAUUCGGAAGGGACUUCGCGACCCCUUGGGGGGCCCCCCUCCGUCCUACGAGACCAUCCGGAAAAGAGAAUUACUUGCCCCCCCGACCUCCAAACUGCUCCAAUGUCUUCAUAAGACGACCCACCAAGCCUCCCCUCUGCCCACCCCUUUAGGACCCCUUCCGUUUUUCAACGGGAAGUUAAACCAUCCCCUCCGGGGGUCACGAGGGGGACGACACCGUCCAUCGACCCUGCGAAGCCUGCGAUCCCAGGACAAUGCACGAUUUCAAGGGGGGUCCUCAAAGAGCCGUUUUCAAUUUCUCCAUGGCCCCACCCUGGAAAAGCAUGGCAAGGGGAUGAACAGCCCCCAUCCUUGUCCACAUUUGGGUGAACUGCUUCCAAGCCAAGCUUAA
Molecule: messenger RNA, 2301 nt
Organism: Penaeus monodon (black tiger shrimp)
Lineage: Eukaryota; Metazoa; Arthropoda; Malacostraca; Decapoda; Penaeidae
Exons: 12
Coding region: 1-2301 (766 amino acids)
Source: RefSeq, a predicted model, not a curated record